Labrus bergylta (ballan wrasse) is the source of this 1644-nucleotide messenger RNA. RefSeq names its product leucine-rich repeat-containing protein 10B. Gene Ontology annotation, molecular function: protein binding. Lineage: Eukaryota; Metazoa; Chordata; Actinopteri; Labriformes; Labridae. The record is from RefSeq and is a predicted model, not a curated record.
CGAUGGGCCGGUUAAUGAAGGGGUGAACGGACACCUGACAAAAAGCUGUGACAUGGCCGCCAGAGUUUUGAUUGGCUCGCACCAUGAUGCUUUGCAACACCGGAGGGAUCAGCCCAAAACCAGCAUCAGCCGCAAGGCUGAGCGUUAACUUGUCACAGAUACUACCUCAUCAAAUGACUCUGUCCUGAUGCACUGAGGACUCAGCGGCUGCAGGCCACACAGCAUGGGCAACUCCUCCAGCAAGCAAGAUGAAGAAGAGGAAGGAGAGGAGGGGGGGAAGGAUGGCGAGGACGCAGAGAUUACAGCGAAGAAGAAGAAGAGGAAGGAAGAGGAGGAGGAAGUGGAGGCAGAGCUUCCAGUGGGAGUGGAGGAGAUGUUUGAGAGUGGAGAUCCCGUGCUGGACUUGAGCUAUCGUAAGUUUAAGCGCCUACCUGCACGUGUUUGUGGACUGAUGCAUCUGGAGAAGCUGUAUGCGUGCGGAAACAGUCUGCGCACUCUGCCCGAGAACAUCUCAAAGCUGAAGGGUCUGCGGAUCCUUGCCCUCGACUUUAACAAGAUGGAGGAUGUCCCUCAGGCCGUCUGCCAGCUCACUAACCUCACCCGCCUCUACUUGGGCAGCAACCGUCUCAUGAGUCUCCCGACUGAGCUGAAGAACCUGCAGAGUCUGCGCUGUCUGUGGGUGGAGAGCAACUACUUUCAGAGGUUUCCCCUGGAGCUGUACGACCUGCCCAACCUUAAGUCUCUGCAAAUAGGGGACAACCGGCUGAAGACCCUGCCACCUGACCUCUGGCGGAUGGCAGCUUUGAGGGGAUUAUGGCUGUACGGGAACCGCUUUGAUACCUUCCCCAGGGUCCUGCUGCGCAUGGAACAUUUGGAGAUACUCGAUUUGGACCGUAACAAGAUUUCAGAAUUUCCCAGCCUGAAGCGAUUAAAAGCUCUCCGCCUCUUCUCCUACGACCACAACCCCGUGGACGAACCUCCUAAAGUGGACGAUGAGGUGCUCGUGGUCGGGGAAGGUGCCGCUGAGUUCUUGGAGGCACGUGAAGCCAGGAGGGAGAGGCUACGGAAGGCCGCGGAGCUGGAGGCCGAAGAGUCGGCUCUGGCAGGAGAAGAGCCGGUGAUUCACGGCAUUCUUAAGAACAGCGGCUCAAAACAAGCAGCCAACGAAGCCGCGUUGAAUUCAGAAGGCGCGGAUGUUCAAAACGAAGGAACAAAUGGGGAAGACGGGGAGAUGUUCCCUGAGUACGACGGUGUGGAACUUGAAUACGAUGAGGAGGGGGUUGAAUAUGAGACAGAGGAGUUUAUAUGUGAGGGAGAGGGGCUCGAGUAUGAAGGAGAUCAGCUGGAGUACGACAGGGCUCAGAUGGACUAUGAGUACGAACAUGAAGAGACAAGAUGAAGGGGCGUAAAAAAGCCCCAAAUACAACCAGACUCAGACACUCUGCAGGCAGGUGGAGGUGGAUGACUCUCAAUCCACACAAAGUGAAGUCGAUUGUGGGACUCUCUUAGCUGUGCUGCUAAUUCUCAAUUUUAAUGUAAACUGUGAAAAGUAGAUUUACGACACCUUAAAAGACAGCGAGUGUGACAUCUCAAUCAACUCAAAAUAAGCACAUCAGAGCAGGACUCAGGUGGAGUGUGUUUGUG